AUGGGUGACUUUCAUGUAAUCGGUGAUUUUCAGCAAACACGGGUGACUGUCCAUGUACUGUCCGACGGUUUGCAUGUCAGGCCGUCUGAAACCAAAUCGAGCUAUUCUAACCCCACAAACGACGCAACUUACCAUUACGUUGAUCCAAUCCCAUUAUUGUCGUUUCUCUUUCAACGCCUCAUCUGACGUGGAAGACGUUUCCUCAAAUAUCUGGAAAUCGGAAUCAAAUAAGAACGUCUGGCUUUUCUUUCUUCUUUUACAG
Lactuca saligna is the source of this 262-nucleotide messenger RNA. NCBI's taxonomy places the organism in Eukaryota, Viridiplantae, Streptophyta, Magnoliopsida, Asterales, Asteraceae. The record is from the annotation of a GenBank genome assembly.